Molecule: messenger RNA, 3327 nt
Organism: Vitis riparia (riverbank grape)
Lineage: Eukaryota; Viridiplantae; Streptophyta; Magnoliopsida; Vitales; Vitaceae
Product: uridylate kinase
Exons: 7
Coding region: 164-1162 (332 amino acids)
Biological process (GO): UDP biosynthetic process
Cellular component (GO): cytoplasm
Molecular function (GO): UMP kinase activity
Source: RefSeq, a predicted model, not a curated record
ACGACAUUUAUUCUCAAAAUAAAAAACCCCAAAGAAAGGAUAGAAAACAAAAGGAAAUUCUUUUAUCUUUUCUGAAAGAGGAAAAGAGGGUAACAGGGUUUAUAGGCAACACUACGCGUAGAGUCUCUGUUCUGGUUUUCGUGAACAUUAGUCAUUUUUUCUGAUGGCAAUCUCUGCUUCUCUAGUCCCCAUUAGCUCUUCUUCACAUUCAAUCUUUUCUUCUUCUUUGUUGGCUCUGUGUCCUCUGAAGGUUAACCACAGUAGGGCGAUGAAUUAUCGGCGCACAAAUGGGCGGUUUGUGAUUAACUCUUCCUCUUCUGAUAUGGGUCCCAUCAACGACUCCAUGAAUCUCAGGCAGUCACAACUAUCUUCCAUGACUCCUCUUGGGGUGACUAUGAAUGAUGCUGGCAUGUCCAAACCAUCAUGUAAGUGGCAAAGGGUGUUGCUUAAAGUAAGUGGUGAAGCACUUGCAGGAGAUCAUACACAGAAUAUUGACCCAAAGAUUACGAUGGCAAUUGCAAGGGAAGUCGCAUCUGUGACUCGGCUUGGCAUUGAGGUUGCAAUUGUGGUUGGUGGGGGAAAUAUUUUUCGUGGAUCCUCUUGGGCAGGAAGUGGUGGCCUUGAUCGUUCUUCUGCUGAUUACAUUGGGAUGUUGGCUACUGUUAUGAAUGCUAUAUUUCUUCAAGCAACAAUGGAGAGCAUUGGCAUCCCAACUCGUGUCCAGACUGCAUUCCGAAUGUCUGAAGUUGCAGAGCCAUAUAUACGUAGAAGGGCUAUUAGGCAUUUGGAGAAAGGAAGGGUCGUGAUUUUUGCUGCUGGAACUGGAAAUCCAUUCUUCACAACCGAUACUGCUGCAGCCCUUCGUUGUGCAGAAAUUAAUGCAGAGGUUGUGCUGAAAGCUACAAAUGUUGAUGGGGUUUUCGAUGAUGACCCCAGGCGUAACCCAAAUGCUCGUCUCCUUGAUUCUCUUACUUAUCAGGAUGUGUUGUCCAGAGAUCUUUCAGUGAUGGACAUGACAGCAGUUACUUUGUGCCAAGAAAACAACAUCCCUGUUGUUGUCUUCAAUGUAACCAAAUCGGGUAACAUCUCGAGAGCCAUUUUGGGAGAGAGGGUUGGUACUUUGGUUGGAGGACCUUGGGUUUCAACAACGGCAAGGACAUGAGACAAGUUCCAGCAGACUGAUGGGGGUGGUGGCGCAUUCUAUUGCAAUUCAGAUUUGUGAAUUUCAGGAUGAAUUGUUGCUGAAUCAGAUAAGUUUUAGGCUCCAUUUCAGAAAGUGACUCAGAUUUUUGCAUGUGAAGACUGACCACAAAAUACAGAUGACUGGUUUUGAUUUUUCUUAUAUCACAGAUUAGGACUUUUUCUUUUUGAAGCUAAGAGUGUAAAUAUUUGUUAGGAAGACUUACAUGUGUCAUCUAGAAGGGAUUAUAGAUCAAAAACAGUGUCUCACAAGGCUCCAUAGUUAUUCUUUUUGCUUUAGGCUGGGUGCGGUUGAUUUUUGCUUGAGAGGUUGAAGUUCAUCAAUGAUGUACUUUGAAUGCUAUUCCAGAAAAUUUAAGUCUUUUGGCAGUAUAUGUAUUUUCUCCUUGCCAUGGGUGGAAGAAAAUGAUGAAAGAAACUUGAAGCUUUGAAUCACCCAAACUAAAACUAUUUGCACGAUUGUUUUGCUAUGUUUUUGUUGGGAUCUAAUACUGACCAUCAUUUUCAGGACCCUACAAAUUACAAUUGGCUCCUGGGUGGUUGGUGAAUUUCUUUUGAGUCCUAGAGCUGGACAAAUGAAGCAUAUUGGGAAAUCCACCCAUUUGGUCUCUGUCCAAUGAAAGACAUGUUCAGGGUAAACGCGUUCAGUCUGAUAACCUAUUUAACACGCAGAUGCCCUUUCUCUGCCCCUCGAAACACUUUCCUUAAAUCGCAGCCUCCAUUUUCCAAUGUUGAACCCAAUCAUGCUCUAAUCAUAUGAUUCGUAACAACCCCACAUCCAAUCAAUUACCAACAACAAUAUAAUUGGAUUUUUUUCUUAAAAAAAAAAAUUAAUUAAUUAAAAAAAAAAAAUAAACCACCCUUUUAACGGCAGAAAUUGAUUAGUUAACAGAAGACAAAUAAAUUGGCAAUGAAAAAACUAGAUGAGAAUAGUCCUUGUACAUGUAUAAGAGAAAAAGUGAGCUCUGCAGCCUUGCGGGCCCCAAAAUUAUAAAGCCCAUUUAAUAUUCCACAACCACACCACCCCCCAUUGGCAACAUCACCAUCAAAAUCAAAGUGCCCAAAAAAAGUUUUUUCUUUUUUGGUUCUGAAUCACUCGUAGCUACAAAAUUACAAUUACAAUUACAGGAAAAUUAAUAUGAAAAUUGUGCCAAAAAGUCAGUCAAUUUUUUUCUAGAAAAAUACUAAAAGUCCAAGAACUGGCUGAGAAAGUCUGGUGAUAGGGUCGGCGAGAUUAUCGGAGCUGAGAGCAAAUUCGAAGGGCUUGAAAUGAAGCUACUUCCCUGUAAGAAAUAGUUUAAAUCUUGCAAUACCGAGAGGGUUUGUGGGUCCGGUGCCGGAGAGAAGAACCCUGGAGGGAUCGGAGGGAGUGUCGCCGGCGCCGGAGACAAAAUCCCCGGAAUUUGACCCACCUCAACCCCUUCCACCAAACCCAUAACGCCGACGCCCCCGCCACCCCCUCGAUCUCUCUCUUUCGGGGGGCUAGUCUUCUCUAUCGAAGCCAGACGCGCAGCAGGGGAAAGAUCAACGGCGCCGGAGGCUGCGAGGUCACUGGCGGAGGGCGACGUGGCGUAGUUCCCGGUCAGGCGCUGGACUACUGAUAGGAAGUCGUUGACCGUGGUGUGGAUGACCUUGGGCGAGAUGGUGUAGAUGAUCACCGGUUCGCGGUUUUGAUUCUCUGGCGGCGGUGGAGCAGUUUGUCGAUGUGCGGGAAGAGGAGCAGUCGGCGGCUUCUUGAUCUUGUGGGAUUCCUUGCUGACUUUGAGUGGCGCCGGACGAGGGCCUUGGAUUUGGAGCUCUCUCCGCUGCGGGGAAGGGCCGUCACCGCCGGAAGAGAAGAAUCCCGGCGGGUUCAUCAUGAUUGAUGGGCUGGAGAGAGGAGGGAGAAAGUGGGAAGAUAGGACGAAAAUGGGCAUGUAUUGUUAUUAUUGAGUCCACCAAAUGAAAUCAAUUUAUGAGAGCCGCUGGUGACUCUGCUUUAGUGUUUGGCCGUGAAGUCAAUGCUCCUCUCUUCCUCUUACAUUUGUCUUUAGUUCAUUUAAUAACUUCAGCACUUCGCCCGCGGAUGAAAUGUUUUAUAUACACCCAAUAAUUUCAUCAAAUGAAGUAUAUGGAAUUCUGCCUUUA